This is a messenger RNA of Cladophialophora carrionii CBS 160.54, 777 nucleotides long. RefSeq lists its product as uncharacterized. Bases 1 to 777 code for a protein of 258 amino acids. The transcript has 2 exons. The record is from RefSeq and is a predicted model, not a curated record. Lineage: Eukaryota; Fungi; Ascomycota; Eurotiomycetes; Chaetothyriales; Herpotrichiellaceae. Gene Ontology annotation, molecular function: oxidoreductase activity.
AUGGCGCAACUUCAAGACAAAGUCAUUGCCAUCACUGGCGCCGCGUCAGGGAUCGGCGCCGCCACCGCCCGUCUCGCCGCGGCGCGAGGCGCAUCCGGGCUGGCCCUGUCCGACAUCAACGAGGGGGCCCUCGCCAAGGUCGUCGACGAGCUCAAGGCCAAGGGCACCAAGGUCACGGGCACGCGCCUCGACGUGUCCGACUCGGCGCAGGUCGACGCCUGGAUCGCGGCCACGGUCAAGGAUUUCGGCCGGCUGGACGGGGCGGCCAACAUUGCGGGCGUCGAGGGCCCGCCGGGCGGCAAAGUCUUCCGGAACCUCGUCGACAUCAGCAACGAGCACUGGGAUUACAUCAUGCGCAUCAACCUGACCGGCGUGUUUUACUGUUUGAGGGCACAGCUCCGGGUCAUGGAACGGGGCGCCAGCGUCUUGAACGUGGCCAGUCUGGCCGGCGUCAUGGGCCGGCCGGGCAUUGGGGCCUACAGUACGAGCAAGCACGGCGUGGUCGGGUUAAGCCGCACGGCCGCCAAGGAGGUGGGCGAACGGGGGAUCAGGGUGAACGCGCUCGCGCCUGGCCCGAUCGAGACCCCCAUGUUGUCCAGGUUGUUGAACGACGGCGAUGCGACCGACCGGCCCGUGACCAACACGUACAAAACCUUACCUUUACAACGGCUGGGCACGGCCGACGACAUGGCCAAGACGAUUUGUUUCGUGCUCAGCGAUGAUUCAAGCUACACCACAGGCGCAACCUUCUCGGCAGACGGAGGUGUUGCCUGCUAA